Drosophila melanogaster (fruit fly) is the source of this 783-nucleotide messenger RNA. RefSeq names its product Actin-related protein 2/3 complex, subunit 3B (gene Arpc3B). Gene Ontology annotation, biological process: Arp2/3 complex-mediated actin nucleation. Bases 239 to 712 code for a protein of 157 amino acids. The record is from RefSeq and is marked reviewed. The transcript has 2 exons. Gene Ontology annotation, cellular component: cytoskeleton; Arp2/3 protein complex. NCBI's taxonomy places the organism in Eukaryota, Metazoa, Arthropoda, Insecta, Diptera, Drosophilidae.
GUUCUGAUAUAUCAUAUAUUACUAUAUUUUUCGUUUAUUUUUAACUUUUGAAAAACAAGACAGAAGUCAUUGAAAUGCCGGUGAGUAAAAUACAACCGAGGUAUGCAGCUGCAGAUGGGCAGUUUCUUAACAUAAAUGUACAUUAAACGCAUUAAACCCUUAACCUGUCCAUUUGUUUACAUGGUUCGCACAGGCAUUUCACUCGGAAAUAGAGGAUUUCCAAGCCUCGGUGGGGAAUAUGGCCCUUCUACCACUACGUACCCAAGUCCGAGGACCAGCGCCCACUGUUGAUAUUCCCAACGACAUCAUCGAUGAGUCACUCUACUUCUGGAAAUCGAACAUUUUCUUCCGCACUUACGAAGUUAAGUCGGAGGUGGACAGGGUGCUCAUCUACAUAACGCUCUACAUCACGGAAUGUUUGAAGCGAUUGGCCCGAUGCACAAGCAAAUCGCAGGGUCAGCAGGAGCUCUAUACGCUGGCCAUCUCGCGGUUCGAUAUACCCGGAGAUGCGGGAUUUCCGCUGAACGGAAUAUACACCAAGCCCGAGGAUCCGGAGCUGAUGCGUCAGUACUUCCUGCAGUUGCGCCAGGAAACCGGAAACAGAUUGCUGGAAAAGGUCUUUGAUACUCCGGAUGGAAAGCCGAGCAAGUGGUGGAUAUGCUUUGCCAAGAAGAAGUUCAUGGAGAAGAGUCUUUCGGGACCGGGAAUGUAAAAGACUCACUAAUAUACUGCCGAUCUUAGAGUAUUUACCACCAAAAUUUACGAAUAAACUGCUUUGAAUGU